GCAUGGAGACGUCAGCGCGAUGGAGAUGUUUCUCGGGCCGGCUUUGCAACGCCGGAGCGUUUCCAAGAGAGGCUGGUGGACUUCGCCCGAAACUUGGGUCUUCAGCCGUCUCAGCGAUUCCGGGGCAUUGCGCCGGCACCCUUGCCGGAACGCUCCAAGGAGGCCGUGCAUCAGCUCUCUUCUCUUCCAGGGCUUCCACCGACCGAGAUCAGCCUGCCACAGCAGGAGAUCCGCAGCGAUGCCAAGGCACCGGCGCCUGAGCCGGGCAUGGGCGCAGCUUCCAGGUCACCAGUGGCACAGCAGUACGUACUGGCUCUGGACCUGAAGCGUUGGCUCAACGCCGUGGACCCAACGGGAGGAUGUUUGCACUACUUGGCCGCCGUGCAGGAGAGGCACGAGACCAGCGAGCACCUCACCAAAGCCUACGUACAAGAGUCGUCGGGUCGCUGCAUGCUGAAAGCCGAGUUCUUCAGUGAUCUGGCGAUCUCCGCGGAGCACCGCCCACGCUUCCUCCGCUGGUUCACCGACAGCUGCGGUGUGGAAGGAAUCCUUGGCGUGGAAGCCUCCGAUGCCGCAGCCGAGGCGCCGGCACUGCCAUGCUCCAAGGCGGCCGCCAAAGAGGAUGCCUUCGUGGACCUUCGCCAUCUUUCCUUCAGCGACUGGCUGGCCAGCAUGGAUCCGGGCAUGGCCUUGCAGAGGUAUCUGCCAGCGAUUCAGGAAAGCUACGACACGGUGUCGCAGAUCACUACUACCUACACCACGGCCAGCACGGCUGAGUCUGACCUGAAGUGCUUGGAUGAACAAAUGUUCGAAGACUUCGGCAUAGAGGAGUCGGAGCAUCGGGCGCUUUUUCGCAGCUGGUUCGUGCGCUUCUGCGGAGUGAGGCCUGCAGAUGCUGAUGGUGAGGAGGACCCGGCAACUCCUCAUUUCGGUCCCGAAGGAGAAGAGGGAAAGGAGCCAGGCACGGCCGACCAGAGCGAUGCCCCGGAGGCAGCGCAGGAACCCAAGCAGGUUGGCGAGAUCUCGGAGAAAGCCCCCCAAGCCCCAGCAGGAGGAAGCGGUGGCUUCUUCGAUUUCGAGGACCUUCCGGAGAGUUCUCCCACUAGCACCGCGCAGCCAGAGCCGCGGGAGGAGGACGAUGCUUCGACGGCUGUGGGAACCCAAGGUGCAGUCGAGAAUGUCCAGCAGCAAGAUUCCAGCGGCAUGUUCGACUUUGACCAGCUGGAUUCAGUGCAGGGGUUGGGCGACAACUCAGCGAGUUCGGAUCCCGAUGAUGCGAAAGCGGCAGAGGUCGUGCCGGCAGCCGCUGACAGCGUGCAGCAGGUCGCGCAUCACUUGCGGCCGUCGGCACAGCCCUACAUUGCAUCCAGGCUUCGGGAGGCUCCUGAUCCUGAGGCGGCCUCCGCGGCGGAGGGCCGGGAGGAGGCACGAGCGGCGAUCGAAGUCCUGGCGCGUGGAAUGGGCAAGUUGCGACAAGCAGGAGCCCUGUCGCGACUUCGUGGCUUCCAGCGGCUCGAAGAGGCUCGACAUGAUACGGACGCCAGCGCCGCAGCGGAGGGCCAGCAAGAGGUAGCGCAUCACUUGCGGCCGUCGGCGCAACCCCACAUUCCAUCCAGGCUUCGGCGUUCUGUUGCAGACUCGCCGACGCCCUAUGAGACGCGACCUGUGCAGACCGAGGCUCCACAGGACGUUGUUGCCGGCGAGCUAGGGCACGAAGAUGCUUCGCAAGACACCGUGGUCGCUGCGGAGUGUGGCGAAAACGAGGCUGGCCGAGCAUCCGAGGACGAACAGGAGGUCAAGCCAUCCGGAGGUGGCUUCUUCGACUUCGACGACUUGGACGAAGCUGGGGGUUGA
Molecule: messenger RNA, 1854 nt
Organism: Symbiodinium sp. CCMP2456
Lineage: Eukaryota; Dinophyceae; Suessiales; Symbiodiniaceae
Source: the annotation of a GenBank genome assembly